AUGCAAUUCAAUAAUUUCUUAAUAUUAAUAACUUUAUUAUUUACAGUCGUCUUUGCUGAUUAUGAUCUAAACGAAAGGGAAUAUGAUGAUUGGUAUAAAUAUGAACGUGCUUUAUACCCUAACAACUUUCAUCGUAAACGUGAUGAUGGAGAUAAACGUGACUGGCCGAUUUUUUCAUUUUAUAAACGUGAUGCGUUUGCUUCCCCAAAGGCUUAUUUCUACUACUAUAAACUUCAAAAGAGUGGUAACGAAUCUAAUAAACAAAACGAAGAUAAAGAGUCCAAUGGACAGGAUGUCGAAAAUGAUAAUAAUAAAAAACGUAAUUCGAAGGCUAUACCUUACUAUUUUUCAUCCCCGGGAAAUUAUUAUCUUCAUUACAAAAAGGAAGUAACUUCACCAUAUCACUAUUACAAAAGAGAAUCUCCGUCUUAUUAUGAUAUCAAGCAAGAUGAUUCACCAUGA
Messenger RNA from Scutellospora calospora, 462 nucleotides. The record is from the annotation of a GenBank genome assembly. Lineage: Eukaryota; Fungi; Glomeromycota; Glomeromycetes; Diversisporales; Gigasporaceae.